Cucurbita pepo subsp. pepo (vegetable marrow) is the source of this 532-nucleotide messenger RNA. RefSeq names its product auxin-induced protein 6B-like. Lineage: Eukaryota; Viridiplantae; Streptophyta; Magnoliopsida; Cucurbitales; Cucurbitaceae. Gene Ontology annotation, biological process: response to auxin. The record is from RefSeq and is a predicted model, not a curated record.
ACAAAUCUUACCUUCAACAUCAACGUGCACUUUCAUUUCUCUCCGAUCAAGAAAUGACGGCUGGACUCGGGAAAUGCAGCAAAAUCCGACACAUUGUCAGGCUCCGACAAAUGCUCCGACGGUGGCGCAACAAGGCACGAAUAUCCGCCAAUCGUAUCCCCUCGGACGUACCGGCCGGACACGUGGCCGUUUGCGUUGGAACGAGCUGUCGACGGUUCGUCGUCCGGGCAACUUACUUGAACCACCCGGUUUUCAAGAAGCUUUUAGUCGAAGCAGAAGAGGAAUACGGGUUUAGCAAUUCAGGCCCCUUGGCAAUCCCUUGCGACGAAUCGGUUUUCGAAGAAGUGAUCCGGUUCAUCUCUAGAUCCGAGCCACCCAACUCGGGGCGGUUCGUGAAAUUGGACGAUUGUCAGAGUUACUACCAUAUCGGAAUCAGAAACAGAGUCGAUUUCUGGCCGGAAUCUCGGCCUUUGCUUCAUGGAUUGGCCGAGAAAUCCAUCUGGUAAAAAAAAUCCGUCUGAAUCAAAUAUAA